ACGAUUGGUCGGUUUCAUACCUUAAUCCCGCCCUUUAUCUUAGGCUAAACGAACAAGGCAUUUCGUCAUUUCCGUCAAAUAAAACGGAAACGGGCGAGUUCACGAAAGAGAGAAAAGCGGCGAGAGGCGAUGCUUGGACGAAAAAAAAGAAUCAAUUAACUUCACAAAAAAUACUUAGGAACUGUUUCUGGUGCUUUCUUCAUCGACGGAAGGCCCACAACAAUGUCUGCCCAAGCUCAAAUGAGAGCUUUGCUCGACCAGCUGAUGGGAACAGCGAGGGAUGGCGAUGAGACGCGGCAGAUGGUCAAGUUCAGCGACGACCGAGUCUGCAAAAGUCAUCUUCUGAACUGCUGUCCACAUGACAUCCUGUCUGGAACUCGUAUGGACCUGGGAGAGUGCACGAAGAUCCAUGACCUGGCUCUUCGGGCAGAUUAUGAAAUUGCUUCCAAGGAUAGAGAUAUGUUCUUUGAACUUGACUCAAACUCAUGGUUUUUCAUCUGCUUAUUUCAUAGGACCAGAUCACGCAGCAGAGAGCCGAAAAGGUCCCGUUCUCGUGAACGCAAAAAGAAGCGCUCACGCUCCACGUCACGAGAGAAGCGGCGCUCGCGCUCCCGCUCCAGAGAGAGGAGGAGGCGGCACCGCAGCCGCUCCACCUCCCGCAGCCGAGGACACCGCCACAGCCACGAGCAGAGCUCCAGACACAAGUCGUCCCGGGACCGAGAGCGCUCCUCCAGAGAGCGGUCACGGGAGCGGGAGAAGAGGGAGGGGGUGAAGAGGGAGGGGGAGAAGAGGGACGGGGUGAAGAGGGAGGGGGUGAAGAGAGAGGGGGAGAACGGCCGGUCGGACUCCCGCCGGGGGGAGGACCGGGACACGGGGGACCUCUGA
Notothenia coriiceps (black rockcod) is the source of this 885-nucleotide messenger RNA. RefSeq names its product putative RNA-binding protein Luc7-like 1. Gene Ontology annotation, biological process: mRNA splice site recognition. NCBI's taxonomy places the organism in Eukaryota, Metazoa, Chordata, Actinopteri, Perciformes, Nototheniidae. The record is from RefSeq and is a predicted model, not a curated record. Gene Ontology annotation, molecular function: mRNA binding. The transcript is spliced from 6 exons. The coding region runs from base 223 to 885 and encodes 220 amino acids. Gene Ontology annotation, cellular component: U1 snRNP.